Molecule: messenger RNA, 198 nt
Organism: Penicillium mononematosum
Lineage: Eukaryota; Fungi; Ascomycota; Eurotiomycetes; Eurotiales; Aspergillaceae
Exons: 1
Coding region: 1-198 (65 amino acids)
Source: RefSeq, a predicted model, not a curated record
AUGAUUUCCAAACUCCAUUGCUUCCUUACGCGGAAAUGCGUACCGCUGACAGGCAACCUGAGUCAAGUCGGGGCGCUUGUCCUCGGAGCAAUGUCUAUUAUGAAAGUUGGGCUGACCAUGAAGCGCAAGCCCAACACGAAGCCCCCUGAUCCUGACCUCAAGGAUCAGAAAACCUGCAAUUGUCAUGGAGAGAAGUAA